AUGAAUCAUAAUCACCUGGGCAGAACUCUGCCUAUCCUCGCUCCAGGACCACGCGGCGCGUUUGCGGCCCCGAUGACAACAAUAGCAAAGUCGAGGAAGAACUCCACUGCUUGCACUUCGUGUAAGGCAGCGAAGAGGAAGUGUAGCGGACGCCCGGCCCCUUGCAAAGCAUGUCAAACCUCCAAAGUUGCAUGCAUUUUCGAUGAAACUCUCGACCUUAGACGCAAAGUCGCCGUGAGACGCACUCAGGGGGAGCUUCAACACUAUAAGGGCUUGUUGACCACCUUGUUCAACAAGAUUCGCGAUGCAGACGAAGCUGAUACUCAGAAAAUCGUGGAAGCCAUUCGGUGCAGUGACUUCGAAGAUAUUGCCGCGGCAUUUGAAAGCCUUGAGCUGCCCAGCACGGAGGAGUCCAGCAGUGACUCAAGCUCAGAGGACUCGGAGAGUGAAGAGGCUGAAGAGGCGGAGGAGGUGGAGGAGGCGGAGGAGGCGGAAGAUGACAGUGAAUCUCCGAAAGAGCUCUCUGACCCCGAGAAAACCAUGCGCCUAACGAUAGAGAGGCUUUGCGAUACUCCUUUGUACCAGGUACCAUCAUCUUGGACCUAUUGCGACGCUGACGACUUUGUUGUUUCGCAUCUCGUAUCCCUGUACUUCGCUUGGGAUCAUCCAUUUUCCCAGAUCCUUGACCAGGAUUUGUUCCUGAUCGACAUGACGGUCGACCCACAGGCUACACCACAGUUCGAAGCGUUCCAGAUGUCUGAGGAGUUCGAGAUAUCUGAGGAGUUCGAGAUACCUCCAGAAUUUGAGAUGUCUCCAGAGAUCGAGCCGCCUUCAGAGAUCAAGUAUUUCGCGAGGGACCAAGGUUCCCCAGAUCUCAAUGAGAGUUCCUCAAAGAUAGAAAGCUCCCCGAAUAUUGAGAAAUUGCGAGAGUUGCAGCGUUCGCCAGAUAUCGAGAUCUCAGCAGAGGCCAAGUCUGAAGAUUCAGAAGAUGAUUUGAGGGCCAACCCGGGUUGUCCAAGAUCAACCUCGAGCUAUCAAGGAGCAAUCGAAUUAGAAUAUGGGCUUGAGGGCGACCCGGAGUUCUGCACGCCACUUCUCAUGAACAGCAUUCUAGCAGUCGCAGCAACAUAUUCCGACUACCCAAAAAUCUGUGCUAUUCGAGGCAUAGAUUCAUCACGUGGCCAGGAUUUUUUUGAGGAAGCAGAAAGGCUAUGGAAGGCAGAGCGGGGCCGGCCUACAUUAGCCAAUAUUCAGGCAGUGACCUUGAUGAGCCGUUUUCUGCAAUUUCAGGGCCAACGACAAGCCAGCUGGCUAAUGCUAAAACAAGCUUUACAACUUGCCAAAGACAUCGGACUGUUCCAUUCCCCGAGGAGGCAUUGGAGAUCACACACGCCGGUCAGGACCCGACAUGUCUAUGCAGUUGCCGCCUGGGGCCUGGAAAUGUCAUUCGAGCGCGGCAGGGCCCCAGAUCUUGAGCCUCCGUGGUGUAACCCUGACACAGCGUGUGAUUUCAAUGAAGGAAUCGUGUGGUGUGCAUACCCGCGUUUUAAGAAGGAUGAUUUCCAAGAACUGCCUGCCCAACUCAGUGCAACUUUCAACCGCACGGUCCUUCUAGCAAAAAUCUCUGUGAGGAUUCAGGAGUUCUUGUUCAAGGAGUCAUGGGAUAUGACGAAAUCAGAAAUGGAAGCAACGGCUGGUGACUUGAUGAAUCAAUUGCGACUCGUGAUAGAAGGCCUACCAGCUUCGGAGGUUGAGCAACGAGAGCUUCCACACGUCCUACUUGUGCAUAUCAAAUAUCAUCACACAAUAUUGCUAUUUUUCGAAAAUCUCUGGGAUCACCAGCGUAUGGAAGCAACCCCCGAGCAGAUCCGUUCAUACCGGCUCGAGCCAGCACAGAAGAUUGUCGAGUAUCUCGGUGUAUUUGAAGAUAGAUUCGGACUGCGUCGAGUACCAAGACAAAUGUUAGAGCCUGUCUAUAGCAGUCUUCUUGCUUUGCUGGUCUUCAUUGAGGAGGAGGAGUCGUGGGAGCCAAUGAUAGACCUAUGCCGGUUCAUGGCGGCGUGCAGCACAAGGUUCGUUCUGGCGGAGCAGAUGUGUCUCCAGUUCGAACGAAUAAUCGAAGCCUCUAAUGUCGUUUUACCACAAGAAGCGUACGAGGUGCUAAAAGGCAGAGGUAUGAAUGCGUCCGACUGGCUGUGA
Molecule: messenger RNA, 2199 nt
Organism: Aspergillus japonicus CBS 114.51
Lineage: Eukaryota; Fungi; Ascomycota; Eurotiomycetes; Eurotiales; Aspergillaceae
Product: putative C6 transcription factor
Exons: 6
Coding region: 1-2199 (732 amino acids)
Biological process (GO): regulation of DNA-templated transcription; DNA-templated transcription
Molecular function (GO): zinc ion binding; DNA binding; DNA-binding transcription factor activity, RNA polymerase II-specific
Source: RefSeq, a predicted model, not a curated record